AUGCGUGCGACUCAUCAUGACCCAACACCUCUCAACCUCACCCCUUCCCUCUCCCAUACCCUUCCCCCUACCCCUCCCGCUCGAACAUGCCCAUCUGCUCCUCAGGUAUCUGAAUCGGUACAGGCGAGUAUACCGGCGGGAUAUGAGAGGUGGUUCAAGACGUGGCGGGGACGAACGAUCAAGAAGGUUGUUGGUGGAGGGGGAUGGCGUUGUGAUGAGCUCGAGCUGGAAAGACAAGAGUCGGAGUAUCACGUUUUGCGAAUCGUACCAUUCCCCGCCGCCGUGUUCAAAGCUCUGAAUCUGCCGUCCAGCUAUGGUCAGCCUCGUGUAUUGGAAGUGGGUACCGGAACUGGAAUAUGGGCGAUUAACAUGGCCGAUAUGUUUCCUCAUGCGGAAGUCAUUGGACUCGAUACAGCUCCCAUCCAAAGCCACUAUGCUCCCAAGAACUGCGACUUCGACAUCACCUCAUCCCCAACCCCCCCAUACUCCCCCACAUCAUUCACCCUCAUCCACCUCCCCUCCCCGGCAUCCCAACCGGGCCAUCCGUGGUUGAAGACGGUAGGGGAUCUGAAUGUGUUUUAUGGGAUGUUGAGGCCCCGGGGGUGGGUUGGGGUUGGGGAUUGGGUGGGGAGGCCUUUUGUAAGGCGUGCCUCUCGUCCUUUUGAGGCGACCGAGAUGAGGCGGGGUAAGGGUGGGAUGGAGGUGGAGGAAGAGCGAGAGGAAGAGGAAGAGGAAGAGGUGCCGGUGGGCACGCAAGCGUGGUACGACGCGUACGAAAAGAGCUUGAGAGCGAUGGGACAUUCCUUCGACAUGGAUCGGCUGGAAACAAAGCUUUUGAGUACAGAGUACGAUAGGCGGGAGGUUGUUGUUCCUAUUGGGGCUCAUGGAGGGAAGCAAGCGAGUGUAGGCCGGCUGCAGCUUUUGAAUAUGCGUGCGUUUGUAGAGUCGGUGAGAUUUGUGUUGGCGGAGUAUGGGAGGUAUAGUGAUGCCGAGAUUGAAGUUUUGAGUGAUGCGUAUCUGAGGGAUAUGGAAGUGAACAGGAUGUUUAUGCGGUAUAGGAGUUUGUGGAUUAUGAAGCCGUCUUUUCAGUGA
Cryptococcus wingfieldii CBS 7118 is the source of this 1092-nucleotide messenger RNA. RefSeq lists its product as hypothetical. The transcript is spliced from 11 exons. NCBI's taxonomy places the organism in Eukaryota, Fungi, Basidiomycota, Tremellomycetes, Tremellales, Cryptococcaceae. The record is from RefSeq and is a predicted model, not a curated record. Bases 1 to 1092 code for a protein of 363 amino acids.